Messenger RNA from Ananas comosus (pineapple), 1261 nucleotides. RefSeq names its product U-box domain-containing protein 54. The transcript is spliced from 4 exons. Lineage: Eukaryota; Viridiplantae; Streptophyta; Magnoliopsida; Poales; Bromeliaceae. The record is from RefSeq and is a predicted model, not a curated record. The coding region runs from base 249 to 1088 and encodes 279 amino acids.
ACAAACUGUACCGAUAAUGGUUCCUUUUAUUCUAGAGAGGAGAAAUUAAUUAGUAUUAUGAGAGCUACGUACGUUGUAGAAAGAUAUGCAAGAUACUCUUAAAAAAAGGUCAAAUAUAUAAGACAGAUACUCAUAUCUUAUACAGAUUUUUAUUUUUCCAUCUCAUUAAUAUGCACUGUUUCUUAUCCUAACCAUCCUCUCUAUCUAAAAAAAAAAAAAAGUACACCAAAAAAAAAGAAAAAAUCAAAAUGGAACCAUCCCAUGAAGGCCCAGGAGAUCAUCAAACAGCAGGAAACGGCGACGGCGCCGCGAGCAGUAGCAUGUGGGAGAUAGAGGAGGUGGGGGAUGAGGCGGCAGUCGCGGGGCCGCCGCGACAUCCGACGUCGAUCUCCGCGAAAGCUGCGGGCGUCGGCAGCGACGACGACGAUGUGUACGUCGCGAUCGGGAAGAGCGCCUCGAGCAUGGAUGCGCUGUCGUGGGCGUUGAAGAACGUCGCGAAGCCGACGAGCUUCGUCUAUCUCGUGCACGUCUUUCCCGUUGUGCAUCAUAUUCCCACUCCAUUAGGAAUGAUGCCAAAGAGUCAAUUAAGCCGCGAACAGGUUGAAUCCUACAUGAACCAAGAGAGAGCGAAGCGGCGCGAAAUGCUGCAGAAAUUUCUAAACCUCUGCCAUACUUCCAAGGCGCAGGUCGACAUCUUCCUCAUCGAGAGCGAUCAAAUCGUAAACGCCAUUAUCGAGCUAAUCCCGGUGCUUCGCAUCCAAAUGCUGGUUGUGGGAACAGCAAAGUCUAAUUUAAAGAGGUGGAGAAGGGGAAACACAAAAGCAGAACAGAUACACAAGAAUGCACCACACUAUUGUGAAUUAAAGAUCAUAUGCGAAGGUAAAGAAGUCGAUGCCACCGACGGGACGCCGCCGCCCUCGCCACCUUCCAAUACUAUGAUUAACAAGAACAAAGAAAGCAACAAAUCGCCGUUAUCUUCGCCAUCUCAUGACAACAACACAGAUGCCAAGAAUAAAGAUAAAGAACAGAAAAACAGAAGCAAGGAUUCAAUUUUCUUACGAUGCUGUUCGGGCAAAUCAUCGAAGUGAUCAUCAUGUAAAUCAUCAUCUUCCAAUUCUCUCAUUUUGAAGUGAUGUUUGUGGAAUUUCUUUUCGAUUGUGCAUAGAGAACAUACAGAGAAAUUACACUCUGACAGCAGUUGAAACUGUAAUUACUGAUAUUUUUCUCACUUGCGGCGAUUGAUGAAACUAUGAAUUUUGCA